Molecule: messenger RNA, 2795 nt
Organism: Medicago truncatula (barrel medic)
Lineage: Eukaryota; Viridiplantae; Streptophyta; Magnoliopsida; Fabales; Fabaceae
Product: protein NETWORKED 4A
Exons: 4
Coding region: 479-2293 (604 amino acids)
Cellular component (GO): vacuolar membrane
Molecular function (GO): actin binding
Source: RefSeq, a predicted model, not a curated record
ACCUUUUUUCUUUGACACAGAUUUUUUUUUGUUCAAAAAUAAAAUAAUACGUAUGCAACCAACUAGUCAACAACCACGUUUUGUAGCGGUGAUUACGUGAUACGACACGUGGAUAUAGCUGUAUCUUACACAACCCAGUUGUUUCUGAAAGAUAAUAAUAAUAUAAAAUGGUUACUUUACUUACAAUUUUUAAACAUAUUUUCUAACGCAUUCUCUUUUUUCUCGGUGUUUUAAAUCAUUUGAAGUUCAUAUAUGAACUAUCAUAUGAAUUUUAACACGUAGAAAAAAUAUGUGUUAGAAAAUAUGUUGUUAACAAUUUAAAGAUUGUCCGGGCAAAACUCACACUUCUUGUCUUGUUCAAUUUUACUGUUUGUUGUCUACGUCUUUUCGUUCUGGGCCUGGGUCAGUGGAAUACAGGCCCAUGUAGGUGUGGUCCACAUUGAUAGUUUGAGGAGGUAGGUAGUAGCUGCUCUGGAAAAUGGCUGCUUCUGGGGUUAAUUCUAGCAAGCAAAUGAAGAGGUUGGAAUCAAGGAAAUCACAUUCUUGGUGGUGGGAUAGUCAUAUCAGUCCCAAGAAUUCUAAAUGGCUCUUUGAAAAUCUUGAAGAAAUGGAUAGGAAUGUGAAACGGAUGUUGAAGUUGAUAGAAGAGGAUGCAGAUUCAUUUGCCAAAAAAGCAGAAAUGUAUUACAAGAAGAGGCCAGAAUUGGUUGCUUUGGUUGAGGAGUUCUACCGUGGUUACCGAUCAUUGGCCGAACGUUACGAUCAUGUGACUGGAGAAUUGCGGAAGAAUGUACAAUCUGAUCUCCAAUCCCAAGGCUCAGGUUUUUCAGACACUGGCUCUGAACCGCCCUCAACUUUGCCCUCUCCAAACGUGACCCAUCGUAAAUCAAGCAACCGGGCUGCCGGGUUUGAUUUCUUUCUUGGAACUGGUGGGAAUGCGUCUGAUAUAAGCCAAAAAGAUGGAGAAGAUGAGUCCUCUACUAUGACAGGUUCCGAGGAUGAAUCUGAUGAUUCAUCGGUUAACAAUUAUUCAGCUUUCUCUCGGAAUGGUACUGAUCCAGGGAUGAACAGAAGAAUAAACGAGUUGGAAAAUGAACUGCGCGAGGUAAAAGAAAAGCUUUGGACACAGGAAGGAGAACAUGCAGAGGUUUCAGUUUCAUCUAGUGGGGCGACACAUGAGAAUGCCGACGAUGUUUAUGCCAAAAUUAAUGCAUACGAACAAGAAUUGAUGAUUGUAAAUGAAAAGUUAAGACUUUCAGAAGAAGAAAUCACUAAACUUAGGACUGAACUUGAAAACUACAAAUCCUUAGAUUCGAGAAAUAUGGAUGUUGGUGUUGAGUUGGAAGUUGAAGGAAGCGUUGAUGGCGUGGAUAAGGAAUUGUUCGAGUCAAGUGGUGGCACAGCCUCACUCAGGGAGGAGCUUCGAAUCACUAAAGAAAAUUUAAAGGCUUCCGAAACGCAAGUUGCUUCACUGAACACCGAGGUAAAUAAAUCCUCAGAUAGAAUUCAGCAGCUGAAGGAUCAGCUUGACUCGGCUAAAAAGGAUGUUGCUACUUGGAAAACCAAAUUCAACAGCGAGAAAAGAGAGAGCACGAAACUUCAAGAAAGACUUGCGAGGUUAAAGACUAGUUUAUCGGACCGGGAUCAUGAGAUCAGGGACUUGAAAACGGCCGUAUCUGAUGCCGAGCAGAAAAUCUUCCCCGAGAAAGCUAAUUUGAAGGCCGAAAUGUCAAAGCUGUUGGAAGAACAGACACAUUUAAAAGAGCUGAUCAGAGAAUGGGAAAGCCGUGGUCGAUCAUUUGAAGAGCAGAUCAGAAACAUUCAAUCAGAAAAGAUAGAGAUGGAGGCAGAAUUGAAAAAUGGAAUCCAGUUGCUAAAGGCAGAAAUCGAGCAGAGAGAGAACAACAUAAAGGAUCUCAAUGUAAGCCUUGAUAACUUAAAACUAGAGAAAGAUAACCUCAAUGUAGAAGUAGGUUCACUCAAGGAAGAUGUGAACUCGAGAGACGGUAGGAUUGGAAGUCUCGACCGCCAUUUGAACGAUUUACAUAUUGAACAUGUACAACUGAUUUCUUCUUUGGAAGAAGCAUGUAGACAAGUAGAAGAGAUUAAAACAAAAGCAAAGAAUCUCGAGGAACAGGUGGAGAGGCAAAAAACAGAGAUCUUAGAAGCAGCUGAAGAGAAGCGCGAGGCGAUCCGGCAACUAUGUUUCUCACUUGAGCACUAUAGAAAUAACUAUCAUAUGCUUAAGCAGCAUUUUAUAGGGCAUAAGAGGGUUCCAAUUUUGGCUGCCUAAUAAUUAGUAUAAAUCUAAAAUGUGAUCUUGUAUAUUUUUGCUAUGUUUAGUUGUUUUGUAGCGGUAAUGUCUUUCUUAUGCUUGUUGUUAUGAUGUAUGAGUCAAGGUCAAGAUUACUGAGAAGUGAUAACCAUGUUUUGAUGGUUUUCAUUUGAAUUUGUAUUCCCUGCUGUGGGUAGAUCCUGCAUUCACGCAUUCGGGACAUCAGUGGUCGUUUGAUCUUGGUCCAAAAAAAUGCAAUAAAAUUCAAAAUACCGAGAUUGAAUUUGGACUUUGUCCCGACUCCGUGAAUGCUGGGAAUCUAUGACUAGUGUUAAAAGAGGUUGUGGAAUUGAUCAAAGUUAGAAGCUUGAUAUGGAUAUAAGGCAAGCUUGAAAAGGCAUCAUUAUCUUAUGUUAUGUUUGUUACUUUAUCGUAAAAUUAGGACUGCAUAUUGAUGUAAAGACCCCGGUUUCCACUACCCUUUGUCUCCCAUUAUUUAAUAAAUUUUGCUUUGAAGUUA